AUGCAAUUCAACAAAGUCGUUGCUGCUACUGCUCUAGCUACUGCUGUUUCCGCUGAAGGUUAUGUUCCAGGUGAUGUUUGGACCACUUUGUCUCCAGCUGGUGCUAACUUAGGUGCUACCAACUACGGUUCCACUUUCGGUAUUGCUGUUCAAACUAUCACUAAAGUUGCUAAAAGAGCUGCUAUUUCCCAAAUUGGUGAUGGUCAAAUUCAAGCUCCAACUACUACUGGUGGUUUAUCUAAGAACACUGCUGCUCCAACUACUACCAUUAAGAAUACUGUCACUCAAAGAGUUAUUGUUUCCACUGGUAGCUCUGGUGACAAAGUUACUUCUACUUUAAGCCCAGCUUCCAACAACGGUAUGGCACCAUGGUCCAACAACACUAUGUGGUCCAACAACACUAUGUGGUCCAACAACACUAUGUGGUCUAACAACACUAUGUGGUCUAACAACACCGCUAGUGCCAGCACACCAUUACACCAAGGUGUCUCUCAAAUUAAUGACGGUCAAAUUCAAGCUGGUAAGGGUUCCAGUAUUACAUCUGCUCCAAAGUCUACCAGCACCAGUAAGACCAGUUCCAUCUCUGCUUCAACUCAAGUUUCUACUUCAACUUUCGAAAUUUCUAUCAAGGACGCUUCCUGUAAGAACAGCGGUACUUUGUCAUUGACUUUGAAGGAUGGUAUCUUAACCGAUGCUAAGGGUAGAAUUGGUUCUAUCGUUGCCAACAGACAAUUCCAAUUCGAUGGUCCACCACCACAAGCCGGUACCAUCUACGCUGCUGGUUGGUCCAUCACUAGUGAAGGUAACUUGGCUUUAGGUGACAGUGAUAUCUUCUACCAAUGUUUGUCUGGUAACUUCUACAACUUGUACGAUCAAUCUAUCGGUGCUCAAUGUGUUCCAAUUCACUUAGAAGCUGUUUCUUUGAUUGAUUGUUAA
Vanderwaltozyma polyspora DSM 70294 is the source of this 936-nucleotide messenger RNA. RefSeq lists its product as uncharacterized. NCBI's taxonomy places the organism in Eukaryota, Fungi, Ascomycota, Saccharomycetes, Saccharomycetales, Saccharomycetaceae. Gene Ontology annotation, cellular component: fungal-type cell wall. Bases 1 to 936 code for a protein of 311 amino acids. Gene Ontology annotation, molecular function: structural constituent of cell wall. Gene Ontology annotation, biological process: fungal-type cell wall organization. The record is from RefSeq and is a predicted model, not a curated record. The transcript has a single exon.